Messenger RNA from Frankliniella occidentalis (western flower thrips), 476 nucleotides. Its product is annotated as cell division protein ZipA-like. Lineage: Eukaryota; Metazoa; Arthropoda; Insecta; Thysanoptera; Thripidae. The record is from RefSeq and is a predicted model, not a curated record. The annotation marks the transcript as partial. The transcript has a single exon.
AGGAAGAGCCUAAGCCCACUGUCACCGUAGAAGUGAACAAGCCAGAGCCUAAGCCUGAGGUGACUGUCAACGUCCCCUGGUGGAAGCAGCCCAUUGUUUUGCCCCCUAUCAUUGUGCCAAUCGUGCAGCAGGUGCAGGCCCCUCCUCAGAUUCAGUACGUAGCCUCUCCCCAGGUUCAGUACCUCCCCGCACCACAGCAAGUUCAGUACAUCCCUGCCCCACAGCAAGUCCAGUAUGUCCCUGUUCAGCAGCAGGUUCAGUACGUUGCUGCUCCCCAGCAGGUUCAGUACGUUGCUGCACCACAGCAGGUUCAGUACGUUGCUGCCCCUCAGCAGGUUAAGUACGUCGCCGCUGAGUCCGCUCCCCUAGUUAAGUACAUUGCCGCCCCUGCACAGCAGAUCAAGUACGUCCCUGCCCCAGUUCAGAAGAUCCAGAUUGCCGAAUCUGCUCCUACGGGCGUCAAGGUGGUGGCUUAA